UUAAGAAGUCGGCAUGGCGUUCGGGUCAAUAAAAUCGAUAGCUGGAACCUGCCUGUGUUCUAGGCAGCGGUGGUGCAGGAGCAGCGCCGCCAUCUUCCCCGAAGGCAUCUUCCGGUGCCUCUCACCCAAGUUCCAGCGAGAGUUCCCUGAAUAACGGUUGGGGCGGUCUGUGCCGGGCCGCCCGGCCCCUCAGGCAGCCGAUUCAGAUUUCCUCCCGGUCUUCCCGACGGAGCUUCUAGGUCUCCGGGUCCCCGUGGCAAGGCCGAAGAGCAGGUCCGAUGGCGCCACCUUCGGCUCCGCUUCUCCUACGGGCACCCGGAGAGGCUGCACCUACUCGGAAAAGGGGCAGGAAGCCAAGGGCCUUGAAGUUCGCGGACGUGGCCGUGUACUUCUCCUCGGAGGAGUGGGGGUGUCUGCGGCCCGCUCAGAGGACUCUGUAUCGGGAUGUGAUGCGCGAGAACUACGGCCUCCUGGGCGCGCUCGGAUGCGCAGGUCCCAAACCAGCUCUCAUCUCCUGGUUGGAACGAAAUACCGAUGAUUGGGAACCAGCAGCCCUAGAUCCGCAGGAGUACCGGAGAUGGGUAACAUUCCAGAGAAAAACCAGAACCAGGCAGAAGACUGAAGAGAAGGAAGUAUUCCCACCUAAGGAAGCAGCAGCCCGAAAGGGGAAACGAGGGCGGAAGCCCAGCAAACCCCGGCUGAUUCCCAGGCAGACAUCUGGGGGCCCCAUCUGCCCUGACUGUGGCUGUACCUUCCCUGACCACCUCGCCCUGGAGAGCCACAAGUGCGCCCAGAAUCUGAAGAAACCCUAUCCCUGCCCGGAUUGUGGGCGCCGCUUUUCCUACCCAUCCCUGUUGGUCAGUCACCGGCGGGCACACUCUGGUGAGUGCCCUUACGUUUGUGACCAGUGUGGCAAACGUUUUUCCCAGAGGAAAAACCUGUCUCAGCACCAGGUCAUACACACAGGCGAGAAGCCCUACCACUGCCCUGACUGUGGCCGCUGCUUUCGCCGGAGCCGGUCGUUGGCCAAUCACCGGACCACGCACACCGGUGAGAAGCCUCAUCAGUGCCCUAGCUGUGGGCGUCGCUUCGCCUAUCCAUCUCUGCUCGCUAUCCACCAACGGACACACACAGGAGAGAAGCCCUACACCUGCCUAGAGUGCAGCCGUCGCUUCCGCCAGCGCACUGCCUUGGUCAUCCACCAGCGCAUCCACACUGGAGAGAAGCCUUACCCGUGCCCUGACUGUGAGCGGCGUUUCUCCUCCUCCUCUCGCCUGGUUAGCCACCGGCGUGUACACUCUGGGGAGCGGCCCUAUGCCUGUGAGCACUGUGAAGCCCGCUUUUCUCAGCGCAGCACCCUGCUGCAGCACCAGCUCUUGCACACAGGCGAGAAACCCUACCCCUGCCCAGACUGUGGACGUGCCUUCCGGAGGAGCGGCUCCUUGGCCAUCCAUCGCAGCACGCACACGGAGGAGAAGCUGCAUGCCUGUGAUGACUGCGGCCGCCGCUUUGCCUAUCCCUCACUGCUGGCCAGUCAUCGGCGUGUGCACUCAGGCGAGCGGCCCUAUGCCUGUGACCUUUGCUCCAAACGCUUUGCCCAGUGGAGCCACUUGUCUCAGCACCAGCUUCUGCACACGGGGGAGAAGCCUUUCCCCUGCCUUGAGUGUGGCCGGUGCUUCCGCCAGAGGUGGUCCCUGGCUGUCCACAAGUGCUGCCCCAACACCCCCAAUGGUAGCCCUAGACCUCUUAUAGGAGGGCCCAGCCAGAGGAGCAGUGCUCUUUACUGUGACUGGCCCCUCAUUCUCCCUCCGCCCUACAGGAGCUGUCAAAAUGGUGGCUCCUGUCAGAACGGCCAUACCUCUCCACCUCUUCAGCCUGCAGCCUUCAUGGGAGCUGUCCACGGUGGCACACCUCUCUUCCCAGCUCAGCAGGAGCUGUCCCACAGGAGCGAAACGAACAUCAACACUCCUGAAGCGGCUAUUGUAUUUAAGGGCAAAUGGGGCGCCGCGGGCAGUGGAAGUCCGAAAGGCUGUAGCGUUCUCUCCGCACGCGUUGCUAGCAACUGUGACCAAGGGGCGUGGCAAGGGCGUGGCUUCCCGCGGUUGCGGAGGCCGGAAGCGGAAAGCUGGGGCAGCCAAGCCGCUGCCCGGGCAGGAUCCCCGAUGGCGCCACCCCCGGCCCCACUGCUGGUUCCGAUGCCUGGGGAGAUCUGGCCUGGUUUCAGGAAGCCUGAGCUUGUGAGCUUCGCGGACGUGGCCGUGUACUUCUCCCCGCAGGAGUGGGGGUGUCUGCGGCCCGCGCAGAGAGCCCUGUACCGGGAGGUGAUGCGCGAGACCUACGGCCUCCUGGGCGCGCUCGGGUUCCCAGGCCCCAAACCAGCCCUCAUCUCUUGGAUGGAACAGGAGAGUGAGGCUUGGAGCCCCGCCGCCCAGGAUCCUGAGGAGGGGGAAAGCCUGGGAGGAGCUCUGAGAGGAGACACUCCACAUGAGACGGCGCAGGGCUGCAAGGAAGGAAGAGAGAGGCCAGCAGAGGCUCCUACUCAGUUGCAACCUAAAGAGGUAGUUGAACAUAAGACUUAUUCCAUGACUACCAAGUCCUCUGCAGGGACACAGCCACCUACCAAAGCUGCCCCAGACCAGGUAGCAGGUGUGCAGCUUCCUGUCCAGGUACCGAACACUGAUAUUCAGGCCAGCCAGCGACGUCACGUGUGUGUGGACUGUGGACGCCGGUUUACCUACCCAUCUUUGCUGGUCAGCCACCGGCGCAUGCACUCUGGUGAGCGACCCUUCCCCUGCCCAGAGUGUGGUGUACGCUUCAAGAGGAAGUUCGCAGUGAAAGCACACCAAUGGAUCCACCGUUCCUGCUCAGGGGGUCGCCGCGGCCGAAGGCCUGGGAUCAGGGCUGUGCCUGGAGCCCCAGUCCGAGGUGACCGGGACCCACCAGUGCUCUUUCGGCACUAUCCAGACAUCUUUGAGGAGUGUGGGUGAGUUGAACAGCUACCUCCAUCUGGAGGUCUGGAGUCUGGAGUGGAACAUGAACUUGGCACUAAGAGACAACUGAGUCAAGACUUCUUGAGGAUCUCUUGUAAACUUGUAAAAAGAAAUAUGCCUGUAAAGAUUCAUACAGAUUAAACCUGACACCUCCCCUCC
Molecule: messenger RNA, 3149 nt
Organism: Mus pahari (shrew mouse)
Lineage: Eukaryota; Metazoa; Chordata; Mammalia; Rodentia; Muridae
Gene: Znf689
Product: zinc finger protein 689
Exons: 8
Coding region: 279-2987 (902 amino acids)
Biological process (GO): regulation of DNA-templated transcription
Source: RefSeq, a predicted model, not a curated record